This is a messenger RNA of Bacidia gigantensis, 1758 nucleotides long. RefSeq lists its product as uncharacterized. The record is from RefSeq and is a predicted model, not a curated record. Gene Ontology annotation, biological process: positive regulation of ubiquitin protein ligase activity; positive regulation of anaphase-promoting complex-dependent catabolic process; anaphase-promoting complex-dependent catabolic process. Gene Ontology annotation, cellular component: anaphase-promoting complex. The transcript has 3 exons. Gene Ontology annotation, molecular function: anaphase-promoting complex binding; protein binding; ubiquitin ligase activator activity. Lineage: Eukaryota; Fungi; Ascomycota; Lecanoromycetes; Lecanorales; Ramalinaceae. Bases 1 to 1758 code for a protein of 585 amino acids.
AUGCAACACCGUCCAAGUAAUAUUCAGCGCAGUACCUUCGACACAAGAGUAGAGGGCUCACUGCACACUCCAUCACUGGUCUCCCCACCCGAUUCCAGAACACCACCAACAGUCACCGGCAAACGAACAAUGGACAGCGGCCAGGCAAAGAGACCUGAGAGGUCAGACUCAGAGCCUGUCGACCCAAACGCUUUGAGCAGAGCUCUGGAAAAUGUUGGAAAUCCCGGGCAAAGCCGGGAACGGACUCCUAUUUCCAGUCCGAGUCGAAAGAGACAGAGGGUAUAUGGAGACAGAUUCAUACCAAAUCGUUCCGGACAAGAUCUUCACGCAAGUUACAAUUUGUUGAACGACGAUGCGUCGCCAGACACACCGUCAAAAACAAGGCGAGCCCCUCAUGGGGAAUUACAUUACCAGAGAACCGAAGAGUCAAACCGGACCUACACAAAUGUCCUUCGAUCCGAGCUUUUUGAAAACACAGUACCACAGCCGACACCACCCACACUUUCACCUGACCACAACGCAACACACUUUGGCGAGGCAAGAGGACACACACCGCCAACACAUCGAUCAUCAUCUGCUCUCCCGCCAGCCUCUCUUACUCCUUCCACCCCUCACAAGAAUUUCUUCAACUUCCGUAAUCUUUCAGGUCAUCCAACCCCUUCGAGGACUCCCGGAAGCAAGCAUACGUACAAUAUGAAUCCCAACUCAGACCUGUAUAGUACCACUCCCAUCCGAAGAGAUAGCCAGCGCCUACUUUUAAGUCCUCGCAAGCAGCCAAGAGCAGUCAGCAAGGUACCAUUCAAAGUGCUAGAUGCACCAGACCUAGCAGAUGAUUUCUACUUGAAUUUGGUCGACUGGGGCGGCAGCAACAUCCUUGGGGUCGGCCUGUCGAAAAGUGUUUACAUGUGGAAUUCUGCCACUGGACUUGUUAACAAGCUAUGCGAAUUACAAGAAGAUACAGUCACCUCCGUCUCUUGGAUUCAACGAGGGACACAUCUUGCAAUAGGUACCGAGAAAGGUCUUGUGCAAAUCUGGGAUGCAGAAAAACAGCGUCGACUCCGUACGAUGACAGGCCACACAGCACGCGUCGGCGCAUUGGCUUGGAACGACCACAUCUUGACCUCCGGCUCCCGUGAUCGGCUGAUUUAUCAUCGCGAUGUGCGGCAACCCGAAAUGCACGUCCGAAAGCUCUCAGGCCACAAACAAGAGGUGUGCGGUCUCAAAUGGAAUACUGAAGACGGACAGCUUGCAUCAGGUGGAAACGACAACAAGCUGAUGGUGUGGGACAAGCUAUCCGAACAGCCAACGUGGAAGUUUGAAGAUCAUACGGCUGCGGUCAAAGCUAUUGCUUGGUCUCCACAUCAAUCCCGUCUACUGGCCAGCGGCGGAGGUACGGCAGACCGGCGAAUCCGAUUCUGGGAUACCAAACUGGGCCAGUGCGUCUCUGAGCUUGAUACAGGAAGCCAGGUCUGCAAUCUAGCCUGGUCGAAGAAUUCCAAUGAACUGGUGUCAACGCAUGGAUAUUCACAGAACCAGAUUGUAGUCUGGAAAUACCCCUCAAUGACACAGGUAGCUAGCUUGACUGGUCACACCUACCGUGUGCUUUACCUUGCGAUGAGUCCAGACGGACAGACGGUGGUCACGGGGGCGGGCGACGAAACCUUGCGUUUCUGGAAGUGCUUCCAAAAGAGGCAGCGAGAUGGUAUUGGGGGAGAGGGUGCGGGGCUUCGCAUGGAGAGCAUGGGAGUCAUCCGAUGA